Molecule: messenger RNA, 3628 nt
Organism: Diatraea saccharalis (sugarcane borer)
Lineage: Eukaryota; Metazoa; Arthropoda; Insecta; Lepidoptera; Crambidae
Source: the annotation of a GenBank genome assembly
AUUCAUAUUCCUUACCACGACCGUUGCUGUCGCUGAGAGCGCGUACACACGCCAGUAUUUCGCGUAAUCUUAUCAUAAUGCUCAUUGCUACACACGAUUUUUGGAUUGAGUUUAGUGCAUUAACAACAUAAUAAGUGUCGAUUUAUAAACGAUUAUUGCGUUGAGACGCUUAAUACCCAUACGAUAUGAAAACGCACGAAGGAUUCGUUGGUUUUGUCCUUUUUGUUUCACCGGUUCGUGAGUGGCUCCGAAGCAGGGUUACCUUUGCCAUGUGCAUCAGAUAGUGUUGUGCUCCUAUUAGUUUGUCUACAAACUAAUAUGCAAGUUCUAAGGUAGUGGUACGUACGAGGUGAGGCGUUGGUGAUUCAAUAGUGACAUGAAGGUGACUGUGUGUUUCGGUUCUGUGCGAGUGCUGGUGCCGUGCGGGGCUGGUGACUUGCUGGUCCGCGACCUGGUGCGGGAAGCGACACUGCGCUACAAGAAAGCCACGGGACAGGGCCCAGAAACAUGGGUGGGAGUAAGAGCUCUCCGCGCCAGCUCCGGAGGUAUCUUGGACUUGGACGACCGCGUGCGAGAUGUCGCCGACGAUCGCGAAACGCUGACCGCCGAGUGUAGCGGGCAGGCACCGCAGCCGCGGGCAGCACAGGCUGAUGGAGCGAGCGGUUCGUCCGCUGGCACAGCCUCCCCAGACAUGUUUCGAGGUGGUGGCGGCGUUGGUGGCAGCAUGCGCGUACCGAACACAGACUCUUGCGUGGAAGUCGGUGAAGCUGAUCUGGAGGACGGCGCCAACGGGCUACAAGUACGCAGGGGCAGUGAACCUACUUUGCAUCAGGACACACUACCACCUCAGAGAUCGGCGACAGAACAAACCAAACGCUGGUCAGCGGCGGUGGUCUGUCGUGAUGACAGUAGCCGUGUUACACAGAAAGUUUCCCCUCUCCCGGACGGCCGGCCUCCCGACCCGGACCGGCUUUCUGCCCAGCACUUCCAGAGACAUUCUAAUAGGCUAUCAAUGCAGUUUUCGGGCCCUGGGAGUGGAGUAUGGUUAGAUGCAGCAGAUAAAAUUCAAAGUUACGGUAGUAAAAGUCUUCCCCGGGAUGCUCGGAGGGAGCCUUUGGGUCAAGAUACGCCUCCUAACGAUCACCAGAAUCACAGAGUUGAAGAUAUGCUUCGAUGGGUUUCUGGUGUUAAUAGUGUUGAUAGCGCGCAUCCUGUGCAGGAACGUCCACUUGAUCUCUUACCUGAAGUGGGCCGCAGCGAACGCGCUAUUUCCGGACUAGAAGUCCCAGUGAGUCCCAGCAGUAAACCUUCGGCAGGUGUGACGCAAACAAUCGCCGUUACACUCGUCAAAGGAGAAAAGGGACUUGGAUUCACCAUUACUACCAGAGAUAAUCCCACCGGGGGACACUGCCCCAUAUACAUUAAGACUAUAUUGCCUAAGGGUGCAGCGGUAACAGACGGACGUCUAAGGGCGGGCGAUCGUCUGGUAUCAGUCAACUCUGUACCCGUAUCUGGUCUGACGCAGCAGCAGGUGGUCAGCUUGCUGCGGGCAACGCCUACACAUUCCGCUGUCGAUCUAUUAGUGGAGAGGCCAGUUUCACGUGCACAGAGGGUAGAACCCCAACAGAGUCCAGUCAAAUAUGUGGAAAAAGCAAUCGGCCCUCCGACGUCGACAGAAACAAAAGCCGAGAACGGUCGUGUAUCAACUAUCGUGAAUGCCUUGAACCAAAACAGUGCCAACAGUUCGUUGAGAGGAAGGAUACCGAAGAGUUCCUCCAAAGACAACCUAAUAAAGGAGCAGGGAAUAGACAACGGCGUGCAGGAAACGUUGAACUCUUCUAAUAACUCUGUGUUCGGUCUCCGGAACAGGCUUAUACUUCGGCUGGACGUGCCAGUACAUGACUCGGAGAAGGCAGGUCUGGGCAUCAGCGUGAAGGGCAAGGUGACAGUGGGCCCUGAUCCUCAGGACCUGGGUAUCUUCAUCAAGUCAGUACUGCACGGUGGCGCCGCCUCUAGGGACGGAAGGUUGCAUACAAACGAUCAGUUAUUAAGCGUGAAUGGCGUGUCGUUAGUGGGUCAGUCUAACGCGGAAGCCAUGGAAACUCUACGCCGAGCAUUAUUACAUGCAAGACCACACGUACACGGCAGCAUCUCACUUACUAUAGCACGGAGAAGCGAAAGCAUGGACAGCCUGGCCCGGUGGAAAGACGAUACGCCGCCCAACGGAAACGAUACUAGCAACUCUAACGAUAAUUUCAACACAGUCAUAUAUAAUGCCAAUCCAGACAAAGAGAACUCCAUAGAUUUUAAAGAAGGCUUCGAUAACCACGACGGACGAGGCAGCAAGAAACACGCUUCAAUCGUAACUAUAAACAACAAUAAUAGCUGGGUCUCCAACCAAUCGGAUGAUAGUAAAGGAUACUUAGAGAGAGACAAAGAAACGCCACAUGAUAAUAAACGUGAUAGUUUCGAAUGGAGCCGGUUAGACGGCUGGAACCCUGUGAUAGAUAGGCUUACGGGUCUAAGGAAUGAAAGUUAUUAUAUGGCUACGGGACAAGACGCGCCUGUUACUAAUGGACAUCAUUAUAGACAGAACUUACACGUUCACAUGUCUAGAUCGCCGCCUGCGCAUCACAACGUUAUCAUAGAAGAAGAUUAUGGCACCACUACAAGGGGUAGUGUAAGUGGCGGCGGAGGUGGUGAGUCAGGCAGUGAAUGUGGUACCGGGUUCAGUCGAGACGCCGUUGGCCGCCGCUCCAUGUCCGAGAAACGUCACGCCGCUAUGGACGCCAAGCAAACCGGCACUUACAAGAAGAUCAAGGAGAUCAAAGCCAUCAACUCACUCCAAGUGGGACCUUCGUUAGGAAUGCGAAAGUCCUCAAGUCUAGAAUCCCUUCAAACAGCGAUACAAGAAAACCAAAGGCAUCCGCGUAAUGAACCUAUUUAUGCGCGCGCGCACCCACCGCUAAAACAUUGGUUGACGGACGACAAUGGACCUGAUGGUAUAAUACGAGGCUCUCCACAACAAUCCUCUUUAUCACAUAAGAAACCAUCUUUACUGAAGUCUCUCUCUACCAUGUUUAGAAUCGGGAAGCCUCAUAAGAAACCAGAAUCAGAAGUAUACGGUCGGUCACAACCCGGACGGUCUUCGGAGAAAUCAUUGUCACGGGAAGCUCUUGAGAGGCAUAACCGGGAAGAAAGAAUAGACGAAAAUACACCGGCUAAUCAGAGGCUAGAAGCGCAGCAUUCACGUCAGAGUAGCGGCGAGCGACGUUCAGAACGAAGAUCAGCAGCGCCGCCAUAUAGAGCUCCUCCCGCUCGUACUGCGCCCGCGCAACAGGCAAUGGAUAGUGCAUGGGGACCAACAGGCCAUUAUGUCAAUUAUGACGAAAUACAACAAAAUCUCAACGUAAGGCGACAGAAGCUGAGCGAGGUACAGAUCGGUCAAAUGAGGAGGCAGGUGCAUGCGCAGAGAGCAAAAGCUGAGGAAGAGAGUCGUCGGGUAGGCGGCGCGUCGGCUGGCUACCACUCACAGCGCUCAUGUAGAGAAACCCGACCCCACUCUAACUAUUACGAUUACGACACGGGCCCGCCAAGAGGUCCGGGCAAACUAUCACACUACCACUGA